AUGGAUCUUUAUACGCCAUCACCACAAAAUCUGGUGGAAGAGUAUAUUCACAAUACCUUCGAAGGCCUCAAUCAACAAUUGGCUCUUCCGGCGUCGCAGGCCCAGCCCUCGGUCACUUUACGAAGUCGAGUAUGUCCCGGAACAUACAUCGUCAAUCACCAGAAUGGGUCACUCGAAGCUUCUCGGUCGACCGAACUGACUCGUACUUACUCCUGGCCGGGCAAAACUGCUUUUGAAGCGUGGAGAUUCACUGUUAUAAUUCGUGUGCUUGCAAUUAUCGAGCAAGCUAUCAAGGACAGAAAAACAGUGACGAAAAGGUCAGUGAUUUUGUACCUUGGCUCGGAAGAAUGGGCUGACGAACGUGAACCUGGCAGAGAUAUUUAUUAUAUCGAUCCAGCAUACUUCAAAUCCCAAGUUAUAAUUAACAAUAUCAUUGAAGAUCUUGCAUACACCAUCGGGGUCAACCGGGCUGCAUUGAACGUGGAGGCAGCAGGCAAAGGACUGGUAGCGGGCCCAGUUGUCUUAAAACGUGAAGGCCAGGUUAUACUAGACGCUCGCUCCUCCCAGGACUCUUUAAUCCCCCGUAUCUACGAGGAAGACGAAAUCGAUAUCUUCGUUGCUCGCUGGGUGCUUAUUGUGGAGAAGGAAGCGGUCUUCCAUCGACUUGUGAGAAACAAUUAUCACACAACAGCCCUCGCCGGAGAAGGAAUCAUCGUCACAGGGAAAGGCUAUCCCGAUAUCUUCACUCGCGCGUUCCUUCGUCGACUGCUAGAGCAUGCAGCACGAGUACGAGGACGGACACCGCCGUUCUACGCAUUGGUGGAUGGAGACCCAGACGGCCUCGCCAUCAUGUCGAUAUUCAAAUACGGCUCCGCAGCUCAUGCGCAUGACAAUUAUAUGUAUACUAUCCCCACCCUCCAGUGCCUGGGUCUUCGGGUAUCCGAAACCGUACCAAGGGUUAUGAAUUAUGCAAACAAAGCAUCUUCACCUCUGUCGAUGCGGGAUCGCCAAAAGGUCAUCUCAAUGCUGCGAAAUAACCCCGCGUGGGCGAGCAACGGACCCGAAACUGAGAGUCGAGUCGAACUCCAGAGGAUGUUGAUGCUAAACAUUAAAGCUGAAAUCGAGAUGCUUUACGAUCAAAAUGGCGGUUUAGAAGGGUGGAUUGACCGGAAAAUGUUUCGGCAAGAGUGA
This is a messenger RNA of Penicillium chermesinum, 1191 nucleotides long. RefSeq lists its product as uncharacterized. Gene Ontology annotation, cellular component: nuclear chromosome. The transcript has 6 exons. The record is from RefSeq and is a predicted model, not a curated record. Gene Ontology annotation, molecular function: DNA binding; DNA topoisomerase type II (double strand cut, ATP-hydrolyzing) activity; ATP binding. The coding region runs from base 1 to 1191 and encodes 396 amino acids. Gene Ontology annotation, biological process: reciprocal meiotic recombination; meiotic DNA double-strand break processing; meiotic DNA double-strand break formation. Lineage: Eukaryota; Fungi; Ascomycota; Eurotiomycetes; Eurotiales; Aspergillaceae.